AUGGAAGACGCCUCAAUAACGUCCCUCAAGGCAGACUUCAUCCGCACUCAAGUCCGCCAACUCGACACCCUCCUCGAACCAUCCAAGCGAUGGCGCGAGCUCCUGCCCGCACCCGCCGACGAAGGCCAGCUCAGCGACAAGACGAUCGCGGACUUAGUCACCAAAGCCAACGACAAGAUCCGGCAACAUAACCGGCUGAUCUUCUCGACGCAGUCCCAACGGCACGUUGCGGAACAGAUCGAGUCUCUACACUGGAACCUCGUCUCGGGCGACUUGGAGCGCGCGGAGGCUGAUACUGUGGUUAUCCUUCGCGAUGCAGAGUUGACGGACGCGCAGGUCAUACGGUCUUUGCCGCAGGAGUAUGACGAUCUAUAUGUCCAUCCGGAUCAUGAAAUGCAGGAAGGCGAGGCAGAGAGGUAUACCCUGUUGCGCGAGCGGUUGUUGGAGUCAUGUCAGAAGAGAGACGCGUUGAAGAGGAAGUUGGCACGGUAUCAAGAGCUAAAAAGGUUGCUUGAGCCUUUGAACGAACCGCAGGAGAAUGGGCAGCCGAAUUUGGUCACGAGGGACGGAGAAUUGAGCCAGCAGCUGGACCGGAUGAGGGUGUUAAUGGCAAGAGUGAUGGGACGAAUCAACGGGAUGAGCGAUUCGGGGGUAGGUGGGAAGACACUGCAGGAAAAUGCCCCGGCACCACUGACAGAUCAACAAAAGCUCGCACGCGUCAUGGGAUUGGGGUGA
Cladophialophora yegresii CBS 114405 is the source of this 735-nucleotide messenger RNA. RefSeq lists its product as uncharacterized. Gene Ontology annotation, cellular component: Mis6-Sim4 complex. Bases 1 to 735 code for a protein of 244 amino acids. NCBI's taxonomy places the organism in Eukaryota, Fungi, Ascomycota, Eurotiomycetes, Chaetothyriales, Herpotrichiellaceae. The record is from RefSeq and is a predicted model, not a curated record. The transcript has a single exon.